UCGAUUCUGUGCAUUUGUUAUAACUUGUGGUAGAUUUUGCUUUGAUUUCUACUAAUAACUAGUUCCAAUACAAUGCUCUAUUGUAGAGAUACUAAGAAAUCAGCGCACUGCAACUCGAAUUUACUUCUUCCAUAUGUUUUGUUUAAAAUUUUGAGUUUGUUUCUGGUAAAUUGAUGGUUUGCACUUAUUUUCCAAUUUCUGAUUUGGGGAUUAAUGAUAAUAUUGGAUGGGAGUCUUAACUUAAAAGCACCGGUCAGUUUAGGCAAAAUCCAAGGAAAUGACUUGGAAAUUAGCUGCUGUUGAAAAAGGAGAAAUGAUGGUAAGACUUGUGAUGAACAAGAUUCAAGAGUCUUCUAUCCAAUUGGAAGCCUUGGCGUUAACCAGCUUUACGAAUAAGUUUCAUCUCGGUUUUCAAAGGUAAUUAUGAAAUUGUAUUUUUUUAAUCAAUUAUUAGCAAUCUUUCUCUAUAAAUAGGGGGUUUUCCCACUUUCCAUCACACCAUAUUGAAGGAGCUUGAGGAAUUUCGUGCUUUCAUAGUUAUGGAUUCCAUUCAUUGCAACAGAGCAAAUGAAUUGCUGCAAGCUCAAGUUCAUUUGUAUAAUCACAUAUUCAACUACAUGAAUUCUAUGUCCCUCAAGUGUGCAGUUCAGCUAGGCAUACCGGAUAUAAUCUACAACCAUGGCAAACCCAUCAUACUUCCUGAGCUUGUCUCAGCACUUCACGUCCACCCAACCAAAAUCAGUUGUGUGUAUCGGUUAAUGCGUCUGCUGGUGUUCUCUGGAUUCUUUUCUACCACCAGAGUUCCUAAUGGUCAAGAAGGACAAGAAGCUUAUGUUCUAACACCAUCUUCUAAGCUACUUGUCAAGGAUAACCCCAAUUCCUUGAUACCCUUUGUUAAUUCAUUGCUCAAGCCAGAUUUUGUCUCUCCGGGACAUUCCUUGGGAGAUUGGUUCCGAGGCAAUGAGGUUACUGUGUUUGAGAAAGCACAUGGAAUGACAUUUUGGGAAUAUAAUGGCAGGAACCCUGAAUUUAACAAGCUUUUUAAUGAAGCUAUGGCCAGUGAUUCUCAGAUGAUGAACUUGGUCAUUAGAGACUGCAAGCCAAUUUUUGAAGGGGUGAAUUCCCUGGUUGAUGUGGGAGGUGGUAAUGGAUCACUUGCUAGGAUCAUAUCUGAGGGAUUCCCUCAUAUGGAAUGUACUGUACUUGAAAUUCCUCAGGUCAUUGCCAAUUUACAAGGCACCAAGAACUUGAAUUAUGUUGGAGGUGAUAUGUUUCAACACAUCCCUUCUGCAGAUGCCAUCAUACUUAAGUUAAUUUUGCAUGGUUGGAGUGAUGAGGAAUGUCUGAAAAUACUGAAGAAAUGCAAAGAAGCCAUUUCCAGCAAAGGGGAGGGAGGAAAGGUGAUUGUCAUAGACUUGGUAAUAAAUGAGAAGAAAGAUGGACAUGAACUUACAGAAACAAAGCUCCUUUUUGACAUGCUGAUGAUGUACGUGAGUUCUGGAAAAGAAAGAACGGUGAAAGAAUGGGAAGGGCUAUUCUUGAAAGCAGGUUUCAGUCACUACAAGAUAACCCCCUUACUUGGUUUAAGGUCCAUAAUUGAAGUUUAUCCUUGAAGGGUGAAGAUAACCCAUUUCUUAAAAUCUUGAUACUUCUGUUUGGAAUCAAGAAUUUUGUAAGAAUUCAAUGGAACCUUUGUCAUGCAAAAUUUUUAUUUGAAAUAAAAGAAUUUACAAACAGAAGUC
Manihot esculenta (cassava) is the source of this 1742-nucleotide messenger RNA. Its product is annotated as trans-resveratrol di-O-methyltransferase. The coding region runs from base 540 to 1613 and encodes 357 amino acids. Lineage: Eukaryota; Viridiplantae; Streptophyta; Magnoliopsida; Malpighiales; Euphorbiaceae. The record is from RefSeq and is a predicted model, not a curated record. The transcript is spliced from 2 exons. Gene Ontology annotation, biological process: methylation. Gene Ontology annotation, molecular function: S-adenosylmethionine-dependent methyltransferase activity; O-methyltransferase activity; protein dimerization activity.